Molecule: messenger RNA, 1284 nt
Organism: Ceraceosorus bombacis
Lineage: Eukaryota; Fungi; Basidiomycota; Exobasidiomycetes; Ceraceosorales; Ceraceosoraceae
Source: the annotation of a GenBank genome assembly
AUGACAGAGAGAGUGAGAACGGCUCUUCAUACGGAAUGUUGCGUAGAAGCGGCCGCUUCCAUUGCUGAUCCGCGAUUAUGUUUUCAUGAUGUGUAGGACAUUGCGCAGCAUCACAUUGCUGCAGCUAAAUACUACACAACAGGUAAGUAGUCUCCGACAACAUGAAAGCCUUCGAAGGGUGAAAAAAGCCGGUGGCAAAUCCGUAUAAUGGAGCAAUCUUGACGCUCUUUCGUGAUUCGUCCUGCAAGUUGCCCAGAAGCAUUCUGGGCUACUUACCGAUAGCUUCUUUGACGGGCGGAGACCGACAACCCUCUACGCAGUCCAUUCCUACCAUCAAGGAAUUUGUCCGCUGCUGUGGAGCUUGAUCUGUGUUCAUUUGCGGUUCGCGCCGGUUGCUCAAGCACGACAAGUAUCCUUGUUGCUGCUACGCUGGACUGGCAGCCCAUACCUCUCCAUUCACAAGCAAGCGCCCCGAUCCUUUCCGUCUGGCCAAACACUGGGAAUCACGACUGAUACAUGCAUCAAUGAGGCUGAGCCAUGUGCGGGACUGUUUUAUCGCGUCUACUUCGCCAGAGAGCGCUUCAAGCUUGGGUCGACAGACAAAGCCGAAGAAAUUGCGUGCCGAAAGGCGUCUGGACUUGGCGCCUUUUGGUACGUCUGCUGACCAUAGCAAAUACGAAAGCCAGGCGUAGGAGUGGAAGUAAGUCAGCAGUUGUUCGCCCUAUCGCGGUUGAGCACCAUUCUGCACUCGCCUCGCUUAUCAGUCUCGUCUUUCCGCAGGAACAUUUGGACGCGAGAUGUUAUCCUUCGCCCCAAGAAUGUGCUCCGACCUCGCAUCGGUGCCACGGAAUUCGACAUGCCAAGCGUGAAUCAGCGAUGUGGCGGAGUGGGAGCACUGUGGCGUGGCGGAGAUCGAGCACGACGUGUUCGUUGCUGCUGUGGGAGUUGAAGCGUCGAAGCAGAAGGUCAUGGCUGAAAUGAUUUGGGCCGAGAAGCAGAAGAAGCGCGCUCUCAUGCCAUGCUCGGUGGCGCGCUCUCGAAGCUGAGCCUCGUGAGCGCCAAAAGUCCUUUGAGCUGAGCGUCAAAGUGAGCGUGUCGGAGUGUUGCAGACUUGGGAUGCAAAGGGGUGAAGCAGCCGAGAGCGAACAAGAGCAAUCGAUGGGGUGGAGUUCAGCCACAGUGAAGAGGCGGUGCGUCUCUUGACCGCUUGCCCUGCCCAUGUACUCGUCAAAAGUUUGUACUGACAUUAUUGGUCCCUUUCCACGAUGCUCCUAAAGGGGCUGA